This is a messenger RNA of Striga hermonthica, 825 nucleotides long. NCBI's taxonomy places the organism in Eukaryota, Viridiplantae, Streptophyta, Magnoliopsida, Lamiales, Orobanchaceae. The record is from the annotation of a GenBank genome assembly.
AUGAAUUCAGUAAAUUUUCACGACGCAAAAGCUGAAAAGGCUAACGCGAUCGCGAGGCGGCGGAGGAUGCAGCGAAUCACGGCCUUGUUCCGUUUUGCCGAGCUUUUGAUUUUCCUCAUAACCGCUUCCAGAUUUUCGACUCAGUUGGCUUUUUACCCAAAUCUGUCAGCCGCGUGGUUCAAGGGAAUUCCGGCGGCACUAGCCAGCCAUCGCUUCAUUUUCCUGGCCGGAAACGCGAUAGUGGUCGUCCUCCUCCUGAAGUCCGGCCGAUUCUCCCCGGACGGCGGCGGGGAGGCCGUCGAUAUCUACGACGAGUACACGAGGAGAUCUCGCGGAGACGAUCGGCGGAAUAUUGGGGAGGAGGAGAGGAGGGGACCGGGCGGCGUGUGCGGUUAUGGCGUAGUCGGCGCGGGAGGGAAGAUGAACAGGUGCGGAUCUGAGAUCGUUGGGAGGGCGGCUGGGCGAGGGGAGGAGGUGCGGAGGGAUCUGCGGCGGAGCGCGAGCGAGAGGUGCCGGGAAAGCAGCGGCGACGGAGGGAGAAGGGCGGCGGGCGGCGCGGGCGGUUAUGGCGUAGUCGGCGCGGAGAGGAAGAUGAACAGGUGCAGAUCUGAGAUCGUUGGGAGGGCGGCGGGGCGAAGGGAGGAGGUGCGGAGGGAUCUGCGGCGUAGCGCUAGCGAGAGGUGCCGGGAAAGCGACGGCGACGGAGGGAGGAGGGCGGCGGGCGGCGGUUGUUCGUUCGCGGAGGAAGAGAUGAGCGGCGAGGAGUUCCGGCGGACGGUGGAGGCGUUUAUCGCGAGGCAGCAGAGGAUUUUGAGGGAGGAGUAA